AAAUGGAUCUCACUGUUCCAGUUGAAUAUUCACGUGCCGGUAACACAACUCACAGCGGUAAUGUGCAUGCCAUUCAAGACGAUGAGAAAUUCUCGUAUGGAACUGCUGGAUUCCGAUUCAAGUCCGAGAAGCUUCCAUUCAUCGUCUUCCGGUGUGCUUACGUUGCGAGUCUUCGUGCGCGGCAGCUCAACUCAGCUAUCGGAGUGAUGAUUACAGCUUCACACAAUCCAUCAUGUGACAAUGGUGUGAAAUUAGUGGAUCCAAGUGGCGAUAUGCUCAAUGAGCAGUGGGAGAUAUACGCGACUGAAGUUGUGAAUGCUACUGAUGCCGAGCUCCCAGCCGCAGUUCGAGCUCUUGAAAAACAAAUUUCAGUCGGAAAGACCCAACUUUCCCGUGUCGUUUGUGGUAUGGACACACGUUGCUCUGGUCCUUGUCUGAUGAAUGCAGCAAGAGCCGGUGCAGCGUUAUUCAAUGUACAAUUCGAUGAUAUCGGUGUUGUGUCGACUCCAAUGCUUCAUUAUGCUGUCAAGGCAUUCAACGAGCCAAAAUUCGCAGAGCCAACUCACGAUGGAUAUUAUUCUGCAAUCGCCGAUUCGUUCAAGAAGCUGUAUGAAAUAACUGAGGAACCCAAAGACUCGAGAUAUCAACCAAAAGUCAUUGUCGAUUGCGCAAACGGAGUCGGUGCUCCACGGUUCAGAAAUCUUCUUGAGCGAAUCCCAUCAUCACUUCUGGAAGUUGAAUUUCGUAAUGAAUCGGAAGAACUGAAUCAGGGAUGUGGUGCCGAUUUCGUUAAGAUUUCGCAAAAGUUACCAGCAAACUUCUCACCGACAGCAGCAGAACCAAAAUGUGCUUCAUUUGAUGGAGAUGCCGAUCGCUUGAUGUACUUCCGUGCAAAGGCUUCAGAAAAUUCGGAAUCAAACGAUGCUGAGCUGUUCGACGGUGACAAAAUUGCAGUUCUGAUUGUCACAUACAUUCGGGAGCAACUGAAGGAUUACGAAAAUUCCACUCCGAUGGAACGUCUCCGCCUUGGUAUUGUUCAAACAGCAUAUGCGAAUGGAAGUUCAACACGCUACAUUCGUGAAAAGUUGGGUAUUGAGCCAAUUAUUGUACCUACUGGAGUCAAGCAUCUGCAUGAAGCUGCUUCUGAGUUCGACAUUGGAAUUUAUUUCGAGGCCAACGGACACGGAACUGUUGUUUUCAGCGAGAUUUUCGACCGCAUCAUCAGAAGAACUCCAACUGAAUCAUUACCUCUCCGUCGUCUAGCACUUUUCUCCCGUGUCAUCAAUGAAACUGUUGGGGAUGCUUUUGCAGAUUUGCUUGCCGUGGAAGCUGUUCUCCGUCACUAUGGAUGGUCUAUGGAUGACUGGGCCGAAAAACUGUAUCGAGAUGUUCCGAAUGUGCAGAUCAAAGUUCCAGUUAUUGAUCGUUCCAUUUUCAAAACGACGAACGCCGAGCAAACUCUUGUGAAACCUGUUGGAAUUCAAAAAAUGAUUGAUACGGAUGUUGCAAAGUACAAUAAUUCGAGAGCUUUCAUCAGACCAUCUGGCACCGAGAACAUUGUUCGCGUAUACGCUGAAGCGGAUACUGUUGAAAAUACAUUGCAACUCGGAAAAUCUCUCGAACAAGUCGUUCUCAACCUUUGCAACUCGAACUGAAGAAAAUAAAUUCCAUAUGUAGUCUCGAGUUUUCACAAUGUAUUUUUAUUCAUCCCUUCAGUUUAGUCAUUUUCAGCAUAAUCUCCCAAAGUUUUUUUUAAAUUUUUCCCUUUCAUAUUCCCAUAUUUAUUUGUUAAAAUUCAUUUAUGAGUUUCUACUGGUUUCCCCAUUUCCCUAUAUCAACUUUCAACGGUUUUAAAGUAAAUUCCUGGUUUCAUUAAAACACAUCAUUGGCCCUUUCCCCUAUGCUUUAAAAUAUAUUGAAAAAUUGUGAUAACUAGAUAACAGAGUGAUGACGAAUUGAAGAUUCUCGUUUUGAGACUUCAUCUUGAGUAAAAAUGAAUGUUUCGAUAU
Messenger RNA from Caenorhabditis elegans, 2009 nucleotides. RefSeq names its product Phosphoacetylglucosamine mutase (gene pgm-3). Gene Ontology annotation, biological process: carbohydrate metabolic process; UDP-N-acetylglucosamine biosynthetic process. The record is from RefSeq and is marked reviewed. Lineage: Eukaryota; Metazoa; Nematoda; Chromadorea; Rhabditida; Rhabditidae. The coding region runs from base 3 to 1655 and encodes 550 amino acids. The transcript has 7 exons. Gene Ontology annotation, molecular function: intramolecular phosphotransferase activity; magnesium ion binding; phosphoacetylglucosamine mutase activity.